GGUCAACAACUACACUUGCAGCUGUGUCCCUGGAUACACUGGACGCAAUUGCUCAACUAAUAUCGACGAUUGCUCAAAUAAUCCAUGUCAAAAUGGCGGAUCAUGUACAGAUCAGAUCAACGACUAUACUUGCCAAUGUGUGCUUGGAUACACCGGACGCAAUUGUUCAACUAAUAUAGACGAUUGCGCAAAUAAUCCAUGUCAAAAUGGCGGAUCAUGUAUAGAUCAGAUCAACAACUAUAUUUGCCAAUGUGUGCAAGGAUACACCGGACGCAAUUGUUCAACUACACCAACAACCCCAGCMCCUGAUGAAACGAUGUAUCCCCAUGGUCCCGAUGCAGAAGAUAACGAAGAUACAAGAUACUACACUUACUCAAGGUGCUUUGGAUCUAUUUACCUUGGUAUCAAAGGUUUUCCUUUUUACGGGAAAAGACACUACACGUUGUAUGCUUGUCGCAAUGGUCUGAUAUCAUUUGAGCAGCCCUGGUACCGAUGGUGGCCCUCCAAGUUUGGACAAUACUACUUUAGUGACAAACCAUUGUUGGCCCCAUACUGGUCUCUGAUAAGCAAGAAAGCAUUCCGAGACGGGAUUUCGAAGUUAUACUACCAGAUCUACCAAAAAGGUARUGGAAAGACAAGCAUCCUUAGCAGAGCAACAGAUGAUGUCAAAAAGCACUGUAAAGAACAUGCUCUUCCGACUGAGUUUGGAGAGGCAUCAUGGGUCAUAGUUAUCACGUGGGUUAGGUUACGUCACUGGUACUCAGAAUGGCAGGAAAACCUCAGGGAUCUGGAAAAUACAUUCCAAGCUGUUCUAAUUACCGAUGGAGUGUACUCCUUUGCCAUGUAUAAUUACCCUAACAACAAAAUUCAGUGGUCUGUGCCAGUCGACCGAAGUUUUAAUUAUGAGGAUUUCUUAAAAGCAAGUGGAAAUCCGGUGGUUGGGUUUAAUGCUGGAGACUUCAAGGGUCACUAUUACAACCAUCCACGAUCUGGGAGCCCCACUGUUGUACAAAUCGACAGCUUAGAAGGAAUCAAUGUCUUCAAACGAAAAAACACUCAGUAUUUUGAAGUAAGUUCUAAUGGCAUUCGCGGGAGGAUCUUUAUGCGUUUAGAUGAAUCACGAGGUAAAACUCCCAGAAUGGAAUGCAUHGACUGGUACUACAGCCAAUCAGAUGUCUACUGGUACGUGACWCGUGUCUUGCCGCCUUGYCCCUGCACUUAUUGGCAAGCAUUAAGAGAUCGGCGUUUCUUUCUCUACAAAUGGGAAUKGCCGCGUGUUUGUUUCUACUCUUCUUUUCCCACACRAUACGGCUGGGGUCAGGAGUGUUGCUACAAGUUCUUCAYAUGGCGCAGUUGGUGGUGGAGYUGGUGGUGGAGAUCCUUUUUGGCUGUAGGGUACCCUGAUGGCGGUAACGCUCACAGAUAUCACAGAGACUGGUGGCCUGCUUUAAAUCAAGAACAUGACGUCAAGCCAUACCAACAAUGCUGUGUCUCUAGCAAUUUGUGCUAUUUAUACCAGCAACGCCGACCAUCAGACUCGUGUUGGUGGUACGUCCCUCCAAGAUGGAGUUGGUUUUGGGGAGACCCUCAYUUCGUUACCCUUGAUAACAAAAACUAUACAUUCAAUGGUCUUGGUGAGUAUGUCAUGCUUGAUGCCAAAGACGGACAUUUCCAGCUACAAGCGAGGACAAAGCCUGCCAAAGGUGAAGGGACGGCUACUGUAUUCUCUGGGGCUGUUGCCAAGGAAACAAAUACAAGUACAGUGCAGGUCACCUUGARUGAUAAUGAUACAAUGGAAGUUCGCAUAGACGGUCAACCAUUUAACAUCAGUGGUCUGACUAAUUCCUCAAAACGACUUAACGGAUCAGUGACUGUAUUAAAGCCCGAACCAARCUGUUUCGAAAUGGCUUUUCCAUCUGGAAUGUCAGUCAGAAUCUGCGAAAAACUUAAACAGCUUUCUAUUGUCGCUGCUGCUCCGGAUUCGUUUAAAAAUCACACGAAAGGUCUUCUGGGAACUUGGAAUGGUGAUGGUGAAGACGACUUUACAUUGCCUAAUGGGACGGUGCUUCCUGGGUCUAGCUCCGGAAGAGACGUCCACUAUAAAUUUGGAUUAGCUUGGCAAGUAACCAACGAAACAUCUCUGUUCAAGUAUGAACCAGGAGAGAGUGUUCAAUCGUUCAUGAAUGCUUCCUUCAAGCCAAUGUUCGUAGACGAAUUAACGUUUGCAAAUGAUUCACUAAGGAAGCAGGCUGAGGAGCUUUGCCAGGGCGACAUAAGUUGCAUGUUUGAUGUGGCAUCCACCAGAGAUAUUGAAGUGGGUAAAAACACGAAGCAGGUGAACACGCAACUUGUCAACGACWCUAAGAUAAUGAGUAACGAACCACCCAGAAUAGACAACAGCUCAUUAGUUUUGUUCCUAACUAUUAAUACAACGAUCACAGUUGUUGUGAAUGCCAGUGACCCUGACGGUGAUGACCUAACCUUUAAUGUAACUGGUCUCCCWGACAACGCUAAAUAUUCGACCAGUGCGAAGUCCAUCUCGAUGUCUUGGAAUGUAACGCAAAACAAGCUCGAUAUUCAGUACAUCGUCACAGAUUCUAACAACGCUGUUUCAUCAGUUAAACCAACCAUAUAUCUAUGCGCAUGUCAUCAUGAUAGCAAAUGUGAAAAACCGACCAUAUUAAACGACACAGUCGCAAGCUCCAAUGACACUUUCAUUCAAAUGUUAUGCAAAUGCAGUCCUGGAUACACUGGACGAUAUUGUGAAAGCGAUAUUGAUGCUUGUACUGCUAAUAUCAACCCGUGUUACCCUGGUGUAACUUGCAAUGAUUUGCCCGCGCCAGCCAACAUCACCAAUGGAUACGAGUGUGGUCCAUGCCCGAAAGGGUUUAAUGGGACGGGUGCAGACUGUAUAGAUAUCGAUGAAUGCGCACAGGGAAAACAAGUACAUGGCUGUGAUCAAAAAUGUGGGAAUACUCCAGGCUCGUUUGUUUGUAGCUGUAACACUGGUUAUGCUCUUAAUAUAAACAGAAAAUCAUGCGACGACGUAAACGAGUGCKWGCGAGACAAGGGUGGUUGUAUGCAUAAAUGUACAAACAACGUUGGAAGCUWCAGUUGCUCAUGCAACGAAAAUUUCAAGACAGAUCCACAAAACAGUAAACUGUGCAUUCCUAAGACACCCUGCAAAGACUCCAAUCAUGGCUGCCAGCACGUUUGUUACGUCAAUGCAGACGACCAGCAGAAAUGCUCGUGCAACAAAGGGUAUAAACUGAAUGACGAUGGCAAAGCGUGCAACGAUAUCAAUGAAUGUUCUAUCAACGAAUAUCGCUGUAAUCAAAAGUGCCAUAACACCAUAGGAUCUUACACUUGUUCAUGCGUCCCUGGCUUUAAACUCUCAGCUGACAACUUUACUUGCGUCGAUAUCAAUGAAUGCCUGGAAUUUACUUUUAACUGCACCGAUUCGUCACAAACCUGUUUGAAUACUCAAGGAUCGUACAAAUGCGUUUGUGAAGAAGGGCUAAUUUUGAUCAAUGACAAGUGUACAGCUCUCAGGCCAGGGGCGACAACGCCACCACCACCAACAGCACCAGCACCAAAGCAGCCAUCAGCAUACGAGGUCGCCAACUCAGUCAACAUAACCAUGACAAACUUGAAUGCAUCUCAGUGGACAGAACCGAAGGAGGAAAAGUUCAAAGAAGUCGUUGCUAAGGGGGUGACAAAUUUCUGUGCACGAACUAAAGGCUGUGUCCCAGGAACAAACCGAGUCAAACGUGCUCUAGUUUUUGUUGACUACCAAGCAGAUCAAGUCCAUCUGCUUCCAGGAUACCCUCUACAAAUAAUCUCAGAACAACACAAGGCAUCGUCCCUCGUUGCUCGCAUCGCAUUGUAUGUGAACUUUCCACCAGGCGUGGUCCUCAAUUCAAACAACACAAUCAACCAAGAGAACCUCCUUAAAGCAUUGAAUGASACACGGGRARAUAUCGAGAAAGCACUUCAGGUUAAMGUGCUAACACUAACAGCACAUAAACCAGAGUCAAGUAGACCAACCGACAAUCAAGAAGAAAAAGAUGAUGGAAUGAAUUUGUAUAUUAUCAUUGGUGCAACGGUUGGAGGAGUUGUGGUGAUCGUCAUAUUGCUAAUCAUUAUUGUUUGUUGCUGCCGAAAACUACCAGAUUCGGAAAAACAGAUCGAGUUUAGUGGAUAUCCAAAUCAUACGAUGGAAUCACCAGAAGACAUUGUUGCGACCGCAGAAGAAAUUGUUUUAAACAAAAUGCGAGCCAAAACCAUCGACUUCGCUCAUGACAAAAGAAUGUUGUCAAAUUCUUCCAGUCAUUAAACAUGGGCAUCACUCUUCAAAUUCCUGAUCACACGCGCAGAAUUCCCUUACAAGGAAAACACUCACCCAGCAGGUUCACCUGGUAACUUUGUGUAAAGGACUAACGUAUAUUUUAUAAAUUAAACGAGACUUACCUGUAAGGUGAAGUUUGAUGGUAAUUCUACCGAACCAUGAWGUCAGAGGGAGCUGAGCUAGCAAGUUGUGCAAUCUCACGUGAUCUCCUGAUGACGUAAUGGUGAGGUAGAAUUACCUGUCGUUUCUCUUGAUGACAGAACUUGCACUAGUCACAAGUCUCCUUUUAUUGAGUUAACUGUCCCUCUUUUGGGACAGGAAGCCCGACAAAAGGAUAGGCUGCAAAAAGAGAUUUGUCCUGCACAGGUCUAAACUUCUUUUCAACAUUUUYAGUAUACAUAGAGCACAGUGUUUAUCAAAGUAGCACAGUCGUCGCAUAUUAUUAAAUUUUAUUUUUAACUCAGUGUUUCAAACACAAUAAAUUAGCUAUAAUUCUAGCUGCAUGACUCGCAUAUAGAAAUGUGCUGYAACUGUGGCAACACACUUUAUUUUUAAUAAGUGCAGGUUUUUCAAAAGCUGUGUUUCAAACACGUUAUAAAAAUUUCUGUGUAUAGCGAUCAUUUUCGAAAAUCAUUUUCGAAAUCAUGGUGCAUUUUGGUAUAGAUUUACUUUGAGAAUGAUCCGGGAGAGGAUUUACUAGUAAAUCGAAAUAUCACAUCACAACUAACCGUCUUAUUAAUCAAAUAUCAAGUUUAGAUGAAUUUCAUUGGAAUAUUAUUCAUCUUUAGCCUCAUCCACAGGCAACUCUUUCCCCCCCCCCCUUUUGGGCUUCCUUUUGUAACGGUCAUCUUCCCUCUCUCGCCACCAUGCUCUUUUGACUCCCCAAAAAGAGAGAAAAAAAAGCCCGUGACUCCUAUAGCGAUGUCUGCGGAGGAGGCUAAUUCAUCUUAUAUUUUAAGCCUAAGAAUGCAUUUUAUACAAAAAGGUCUACGCUUGAACAUGCACACGCAAUUGUGGGUAUUAUUAGCAUUAGUGAUACACUUGGCCAGAAUAUAUAAUUAUUUCAAACAACGUUCUCGRGGACAUCACCGAACGGCGAUUGCAUGACCAUGGGGCAAUGGUUUCCCGCUAUUAAACUAACAAAAUUUCACUUAAURGGGUUACUGUGCUUAUUGAAAACUGAUGCCAAUCAUUUCACCACAGAUUAUCUCACAGUAUAAAUCAAAUUGGCAAAACCCAUGACUCCUUUCAGCCGUGGAAUCGCCAUUUGACAAUUGACAUUCGCCAUCUUUUCCGAAGAUGAAUUAUACACKUUUACACUUACACUUUUAUAAAAAAAAUAAAAAUAAAGAAAUUAAAAUACACCAAUAAAUUAAUCGAAAACUA
Molecule: messenger RNA, 5734 nt
Organism: Exaiptasia diaphana
Lineage: Eukaryota; Metazoa; Cnidaria; Anthozoa; Actiniaria; Aiptasiidae
Product: mucin-like protein
Biological process (GO): cell-matrix adhesion
Molecular function (GO): calcium ion binding
Source: RefSeq, a predicted model, not a curated record